GAGAAAAGUAUAGUGAUACCAAGCAAAAGAGCGCUCGUUGAGCAAGCCUACAAAAUGGCACGAUCGCAGAGCUAUGUUCUGAUGCUGUUCGUUAUGAUGGCUUGGAGUUUAUUGUAUCAUAGUUGGUUGACGUUUGUUUUGAUGAUAAUCUCGUGUGUUGUCUGGAUGUACCCGAAUUCACAACGAUUCUGUGCGAAAAUUUCGCCAUACAUCGCCUUCUAUGCUCAAGCGCUAGUCCUUAUUCAGUUCAUAUACAGCCUUGAUUUGACCCAAGCCGAACUUCCUGACGAGAAUCCAGACAAUCCGUGUCAAAUCAUUGUGGUGUCAAAACACGAGCAGAUUAAAACGAAACUGAACCUCGGCGAUUUGCAGAUCGGAUUUGAGAAGCCACGAACUGCACCGCCCUGCCGUUCGAUUCUAUUGAAAUUCAUGUUUACAGUAUUGUUUUGGAUUACUGUCAAACAACGAACGAUCGAGAAACGUCGAGGAGAGGCAGUGGCAGGUGGUGAAAAGAAGCCCGAUGUCGCUGAAAAGCUCACUGAGGAAUCAGCGAAAGGUGCGAUUGAAUUUGAAGGUCAAAAUAAGCUGUAA
This is a messenger RNA of Anisakis simplex (herring worm), 591 nucleotides long. Lineage: Eukaryota; Metazoa; Nematoda; Chromadorea; Rhabditida; Anisakidae. The record is from the annotation of a GenBank genome assembly.